This is a messenger RNA of Parathielavia appendiculata, 709 nucleotides long. RefSeq lists its product as uncharacterized. The coding region runs from base 82 to 441 and encodes 119 amino acids. The transcript has a single exon. Lineage: Eukaryota; Fungi; Ascomycota; Sordariomycetes; Sordariales; Chaetomiaceae. The record is from RefSeq and is a predicted model, not a curated record.
AGCCCCAAACUCCGAGGCGGGAUCUUAUGGGGUUGUGGGGAUAUUAUCCCUUUAAGACGACAAUGUCUUGGCUGUGAUCGGAUGAUGGUGACCGCAAACACUCGAGAGUCGAGACCCUAUUUCGAGUUGUGGUGGUACCGGCGUGGCACGCGCCUUUUACAUUGUUUCACGACUUUGUUGGCUUCAGUGCCCUAUCUGAUGAUUCUGAUUCUCGACGCCGGAUUCCGGGGGUUGCAAGUCCCCACGAGCACUUUGCGACUUCGCCAAGACCGGUGCCGCCCGCCACACAGGCUCAAACUUGCUCAAACCCGAGCAUCUUGGGAAGAUGCCCAAUAUCCAUCACGGUACUCGUGGGGGCAACAAGGACGAAUGACCAUGGAUUUUGGCAAAGUUGAGCCAUUCGAAUUUGAAGAGGACUGCGCUCUUGCCCUUGGCAAUUGACGUCCACCAGCUCCUUCCGCUGCAAAUCUGUUCAGGGCAUCUCCACCACGACCAAACACUUCCGAAGCGUAUCCACAGCACUCCCCAGACAAGAGUCCCGAGGGAGCGGGUGAUGGCCAUAAGAGAUCUCUCCUCGCCACAUGACUUUGAGACAUGAGAUCGACGAACUUCUUCACGACCAGCGCCAUUCCCGCUGCCAGACUAUUGUACCGUACAGUACAGCUGGUCUCUGUCGGUCCCAAGCCGCUGUUCAGGUGAAGCAGUUGCC